ACCUGCCGCUGCGUGCUCACUCGCCUGGCCCACCGCUAUGCUUCGUUCUUCGCUUCACCGGGCCUCCGACGCCCGGGCAUGGCGACGCCUGGCCGCCUCCAUCGGUGUCCUUCACCUCUCCACUGCCGCACAAGCAUCGGCGACCCACGGCGCGCAUCCUCCGAGGGUCCGGAAUCUCAUCGGCGGAGCGUUUGUGGAGUCCCAAUCCAAAGAUUGGAUUGAUGUUGUCAACCCUGCAACACAAGAAGUAGUUUAUAGGGUUCCAAUAACUACCGAUGAAGAGUUCAAAGCAGCAGUGAAUGUAGCCAAAGGGGCUUUUCCACAUUGGAGAAAUACACCAGUAACUUCUCGGCAGCGGAUCAUGCUGAAGCUUCAGGAGCUUAUCCGAAGAGAUAUGGAUAAACUUGCCUUCAAUAUCACAACUGAACAGGGGAGGACUCUGAAAGAUGCUCUGAUGUUUUUCGUGGUCUAGGUCAGCUAAAAAUCAUUUUUUUUUCUAUUUGUUUACUUAUUUAUCAGACUCCCUUAUAUGGCAGACAUUAGAUCAGUCGAAUGUUUUAAAACUAGAUAGGUACAUAAGUGCAGUGAUUGUUAUUUCAGAGGUGGUGCAGCAUGCUUGUGGAAUGGCAACAUUGCAGAUGGGUGAAUACAUCUCCAAUGUCUCAAAUGGCAUUGACACAUAGCAUUAGAGAACCACUUGGCGUAUGUCUCAAAUGGACAUAUCCCAUUGUGACAGGGUGUGGAACAUAUCCCUGUCACAAUGGGAUAUGUCCAUUCAUGUCUUUUCGGGAUGGUCUAGUGGCUAGCACAUAAAAUAUUGUCAUCAUGAGGUCUGAGGUUCAAAUCUCGAUAAAAUCGAGGUAAAUGUCUCCCUUAUGUGCUAGUUAUUAUUCCAAAGGCUAGUAGCCGUCCGUGAUUUACCUCUUCCGUGUUAGCUCUGGGAUGAGUUAGCGGGGAUGCUGGGGGUCAGCGCAUUCACUUUUUGCCACCAUGGAAUAUGUCCAUUCCUUCCCUUGGGACGGUUUAGUGGUUAGCGCAUGAGGUGUUGUCACCAUGAGGUCUGGAGUUCGAAUCUCGACAAAAUCGAGGUAAAUGACUCCCUUAUGUGCUAGUCACUAUUCCAAAGGCUAGUAGCCGUCCGUGAUUUAUCUCCUCCGUAUUAACCCCGAGAUAAAUUGACGAGAACACUGGAGGCGAACGUAUUCUCCUUUUAUCACCAUAAGAUAUAUCCAUUCAAUUUCCCAGCUAUGAUUCCCUUACGAGUGGGUAAAUAUACCUUAAAUUCUAUAAGGUUCAUUGUACUCUUGGUCUUGUACAUCCUGCUUGUUUGUUUACCAACAUGUCUUACUUCUUUCUAUUUUCCUUUUUUUUUUUUUUUCUACUUUCUAUACUUUUGAAUGAUUAUGUAUAAUAAUGUUUUUUAAAAGAAAAAUACAAGGAAUUAUGUUCUUUAAUAAAAUAACAACAUUAGCUAGUAAAAUGAGAAAUAUAUAUAUCCAGUUUCAGAUUAACAUGAAAUAUUUUAUGCAACAUUGUGGUAACUCCUCUCACAUUCUAUAUACUCUAAU
Molecule: messenger RNA, 1568 nt
Organism: Zingiber officinale
Lineage: Eukaryota; Viridiplantae; Streptophyta; Magnoliopsida; Zingiberales; Zingiberaceae
Product: methylmalonate-semialdehyde dehydrogenase [acylating], mitochondrial-like
Exons: 5
Coding region: 38-472 (144 amino acids)
Biological process (GO): L-valine catabolic process; thymine catabolic process
Cellular component (GO): mitochondrion
Molecular function (GO): malonate-semialdehyde dehydrogenase (acetylating, [NAD(P)+]) activity; methylmalonate-semialdehyde dehydrogenase (acylating, NAD+) activity
Source: RefSeq, a predicted model, not a curated record